Molecule: messenger RNA, 1134 nt
Organism: Striga hermonthica
Lineage: Eukaryota; Viridiplantae; Streptophyta; Magnoliopsida; Lamiales; Orobanchaceae
Source: the annotation of a GenBank genome assembly
AUGUCGCAGAUACAAAAGAUUGUUGCUCUAUCCACUACAGAGGCUGAGUAUGUAGCAGUGGCAGAAGCCAUGGGCUCUUCACGUGGCUGGGUGAUCUGGUUUGAUACCCUCAGCCAGAAACUAUUCCUUUCCAAUCCCCUCAAGCAUCGUCACCUCGAUCUGCCGCUUGCCCUACAGCCUGAUCAUCAUAAUAUUCCCACCAAUUCGGAUGAUACAAGAGGCGGCAUAACCAGCAUCAUGAUCUCCAGCCCCGACCCAGACACCGAUCCAGAGUGUCGUGCCGUGAUUAUUUACGGCCCGCAGAGUAAAUUGGCCUUUUGUUUCCCCGGGACCGCAGAUGAGUGGACCCCACUCGGCCAGGGAACCGGCUUGGGAUCUCGGGACCCGCUCUCUCCAAGGAUGAUCCCGAUGGCUGUUUCAGUAGAUAAGGACAAUUACCCCGUGGCCUCCGACUCCGACUCGGAGGAUUCGGAACGUAAACGACUCUGCAAGAUCUACUUGUUCCUUGUAGUGGCGGAGCAGUCGGACGAGCUUUUCCACGUGAGGCGGUUCGUGGAGCAUACGAAGGACGACGACCCUACAGCUCCAUACACGACGGUCGGUUUUGACAUUCACAAAUACGAGCCGGAGACUGGAUCGCUCGAGUACAUGGACCGUUGCCCGCAGGGGCUGGCAUUGUUCGUGGGCUGCAGCAACGGGUUUGCCCUCCCGACUGAAGACUACCCGGAUGACCUGGAACGGUGCUUCGUGUACUACACGGCCCCACCACAGUGGAUCGGAGGAGGCUACGACGUUGGCUUCUUCCACUGCUCGAGCAAGACUCUCCAUCCAUGCUUCUAUCCAUAUGAUGUCCAGAUUUUGGAGAGGGUGACCAACCCGCCCAUAUGGUUUAGUCCGACUCCGCUGGUUCGACUCCCGUUUCUUAUUAGGAAGGAAGGGGGCUGCCUCGGCUACAACAUUGACCCGUCGUCUCCUUUGGGGCAGCCGCCCACCCGAGAUGAGAGGGAGAAGGCGAGAAAAAGGAAGGAAGCAUCGCGGGAUACCUAUAAAUGCGUUUACUGUGGCUUCAAGUGUGACAGCAAAACCCACAACGGGUAUCAUAGUUUAAGUUACCACGCGUGUACUUGGCUUUGA